AUGAGGGAAGUAAACUUCAGUAUCCCCAACGUCAACAAGGCGUCCGUUGGUAUUACGACCGCUCUAUAUGAUCGCCGUGCUCUCGACUGCACCUCGACUCUCCCCCUCAUCAACUCGCUCAACCAUCUCGCCUAUCUCACCACAUCUUCCGCUCGCAUCCGCGAUAUCCUCACCGUAGAUGGCGGUAUCGAGCGCCUCGUCUGCAUUCUGAAACAGGGCCGUAGCAAGGACAUGAUGGGAAUGUGGAAGUGGAACCUUGCCUUCCAGUGCGUUGUCAAUAUUGGCGUUCGAGGCACGGAAAACGUUCGCACUCGUGUUGUCGAGGCUGACAUGGUGCCUGUCAUCGCCACUAUUCUCGACAACUAUACCAAGGCUGUCGAUAAGUGCCGGGAAAAGGCAGAGGAGGCUAAGCAGAAGCAGAGCUACGACCACCAUCGUCACCGAAGCCACGAGCACCGCUCUACCCCCAAGGCUUCCUCUAGCUCUGCAUCUGCGUCUGCGUCUUCUUCAUCUGCGACUGUAGGUGCUUCUCCGUUCGGCCAUCGAUCCAGUUCACGAGUCGAUACUGCCGACCAGCGAUCUCGACGUCACGGUCCGCCGCCAUCCAUUGAUGUUUCAGCCUCUUACGCUGGCCCAUCUACAGCCGCUCCUCAGCAGCAAUUGCAACAACAGCCCCUAGAUGCUGCUAUGGGUAACUCCCAAUGGGCUCCAUCCGCUUCGGGACGCUCUGAAUCUUGGGGAUCGGCUCGCCAUCAGCCCCUGAGGGGCCUAGAAAGCCGUCACGCCACGACUUCAGCUCCUCGUCAGACCAUGCAGCCCCUUGCAACUGCAGUCCCGGCCACUGAGACUGUUGAGGGUUUCGUGAGACCGGUUCGUGAUAUCGAUCGCCUUGCUUCGAUGGCACCAUUCGGCUCUGCAGACUUGGUGUCCCAACCCACCUCACCAACAACGCCAUUGCCACCACCCCAGAUGCGCUCGCCCACUGUUCGCCCAGCAUCGGCCCUUGGUCCUUCAGGUCGAUCGCGCAGACGCCCAUCGAUUCGCCAUCAAAACUCGACUGCUGACGCCGAUGACAUUAACGGUGAUAGUAUGCCUUCAGACGAGUCACCUGAGACGGAGAUGACUGGCACCGAUAACCUGCAAUCCGCGGUGGGUAUCCAGGAUAUCACUAUGGAAGAUGGCGACGCCAUGCUAGGCGGCACAGCUCUCGACCUGGCCACGCCAACAGUUUCCGAGACUCAUCAGGAAGCCAGCACAUUCAACAUCAACCAUCGCUCUCCUUUAGACGGUAGCAUUGUCAACAACAACAACCCGACCCCGGUUCCGACCAUUGGACUGUCUCCUAACCGCCCUGCCAUGGCUACGCCUCCUCAACCUCCUAUGGCUGCUACUACUGUUCCUCGAUAUCUUCUCGACCGCAAUUUUGUUCCUAACCCUCAGAUGGUUGCCGCCAUGCCUCGGGAGGAGGACGUGCUCAUGUCUCUGCAGCUCCUUGCUUACGUCUCUAAGUACUGUGGUCUUCGCUCUUAUUUCCAGAAGAGUCACCUUGUGCCUCGCCUCAAGAUCGGCAAGGAGCUUGCCGCCAUUGACAAGGACCCUUCUGCUAUGGAUGAAGAGGAUGAAGUUCCUGAGGUUUACGACGAAGAUGCCGACGACGAAGAGUAUCUCCUUGACAACGACUUCAACCUUUUCCCACUUGUUGAGAAGUUCACAGUUCGUUACCACAGCACUGAUAUGCAGUACUGGGCUGGUGUGGUCAUGAGAAAUCUCUGCCGCAAGGACGACACCCGUGGAGGCAUCCGCCAAUGUGCUUACUACCAGUGUGGCAAGUGGGAAGAGUACACUCGUCAGUUUGCCAAGUGUCGCCGAUGCCGACGAACCAAAUACUGCAGCAAAGAGUGCCAGAAGAGUGCAUGGGCUUUCCAUCGCCACUGGUGUGUAGCGGCCACACAGUAG
Fusarium sp. VM40 is the source of this 1956-nucleotide messenger RNA. The record is from the annotation of a GenBank genome assembly. NCBI's taxonomy places the organism in Eukaryota, Fungi, Ascomycota, Sordariomycetes, Hypocreales, Nectriaceae.